This is a messenger RNA of Linum tenue, 3234 nucleotides long. Lineage: Eukaryota; Viridiplantae; Streptophyta; Magnoliopsida; Malpighiales; Linaceae. The record is from the annotation of a GenBank genome assembly.
UCUCCUGUAUCUCCAGAGUUCUUGCCCUCUCUCCUUCAAUUGCCGCUCGUCUUUCCUCUUUCUCUUCACAAAGUCGGUACCAGCCGGAUCGGACAGAGAAGUGUUCCUGCCUCCCAUCGGCGACGAUUAGGGAAACGUUCACCUUCGAGGAGAGCGAAAGAAGGCGAUCGAGUAUUGGUACUGCUAGGAGGAAGAAGUACCACUGUCAGUCCCUUCAACGUUUUGCACCGAUAAUUGAUGGAUAGGGUAGAUGUCGCAGCAAAUUUCUUUUGAUCUGAGUUUGGAUAGACAGAAUUGCCGGGGUAUUUGGUGAGAGCUAGACGAGAUAGUUGAAGAGGAGUUCGGGCUGUAAGAAGAAGAAUGGCGAUAGAAGACGCUCCGUUGGACGACAAAGCGAAAAGAAUGAGAGAUCUGUUGUCGAGCUUCUACGCUCCGGAUCCUUCAGUGGCUGGGGGCAGUCUGCCGAAAGGUGCUUCCCUGGACGCCAUCAACACGGAUUCGUUUGAUGCGGACCAGUACAUGAAUCUCCUGGUGCAAAGGGCUAACUUAGAAGGGCUUCUGCAAAAGCAUGUCGAAAUGGCUGCUGAAAUUAAGAACCUAGACACUGAUUUGCAAAUGUUAGUCUACGAGAAUUACAACAAGUUUAUCAGUGCCACUGAUGCAAUCAAGAGGAUGAAGAGCAACAUUGUGGGGAUGGAAGCAAACAUGGAGCAGCUCCUUGACAAGAUCAUGUCAGUGCAAUCUAGAAGUGAUGGAGUGAACAAUUCUCUUUUCGGAAAGAGAGAGCAUAUAGAGAAAUUGCACCGCACUCGUAAUCUUCUCCGUAAAGUCCAGGUAUUCAAUGUUAUUCCACAUUCAAGGAAGUUAUUACUAUUUGAAGAGUUGUUCUUCUGUGGAAAAGAGCAGUUCAUAUAUGAUCUACCUGCUAGGCUUGGGAAGUGUAUUAAAGCAGAGGCAUAUGCUGAUGCAGUCAGGUUCUACACUGGAGCAAUGCCAAUAUUUAAGGCAUAUGGGGAAUCUUCUUUCCAGGACUGUAAGAGAGCAUCCGAAGAAGCUGUUAUGACUAUUACCAAAAACUUACAGGGAAAGCUAUUCUCAGAUUCUGAAUCCAUACAGACGAGGGCUGAAGCAGCAGUUCUAUUGAAACAGUUGGAUUUUCCGGUGGAUGGUUUGAAGGUGAGACUAUUUGAAAAGCUGGAACAAUCUCUGGGGGGUCUUCAGGUUAAGAUUGGGGACGUAGCUGAUGCAUUGGAAGAGUCCAAUGAUGAACAAGAGAAUGAUCUGCAGCUGGGUUUUGCUGUAGCACAUGAUGCUUCUGUUCACGAGUUUGUGGAGACUGUUCGAGCAUAUCGCGUUAUAUUUCCUGACUCAGAAUCUCAACUGAUUAAACUUUCUGAGGACUUGAUUACCAAGCACUUUCUAAUAACUGAGCAACACAUGAAGAAAAGAGUUUCAACUGCAACUUUUCUACGUGUUCUUCGAAUUAUAUGGGACGAUGUCCUUCUGAUUGAUCAUGUACUGCCUGAGGCUUUGCUGCAUGACUACUGUUUUAAGGUAUCCCAAAGUGCUAUCAAACAGUAUGUUUCAAGCAUGUUUUCUCAUCUUCUCGACGAUGUCUCAGGUGCUAUGAUGAAAGUCCAUCCCCAACAAAACAAUGUGGCAGAAGAGCAGUUGCAGGUUGCUUUGGAAGCUGGGAAAAAUUCAUUACUCAAGGGAAGCAUGGACCUUUUACUGGGCUUCCGUCAACUUCUAGAGGACAACUUAGAUCUGCUAGUCAAACUAAGGGAGCUGAUAACUGAUUGGGUUCAAGCAGGGUUCCAACAGUUCUUUGAGGCAUUGGAUACUCGGUUUCUUUUGCUUUCGGGAAGAAUUAAGUCAAGUCCUCAAGAUCAAAGUCUGAGUGAGGGGUUGCAGUCUGAAAAAAUUUCUUCCGGUCUUGUCCUGGUUUUGGCUCAGCUCUGUGUUUUUGUCGAACAAACUGCAAUCCCAAGAAUUACUGAGGCAAGAACCGAAAUUGCUGCUUCUUUCUCUAGUAGUGGAGCUCGGGGGUAUGAACAUGGACUUGUCUUUCAUCCCACUGAAAUAAGUCGAGUGUUUCAAUCAGCCAGCGAGAAGUUUCUGCACCAGUAUAUAAAUAUGAGGACACAUAGAAUAUCAGUGCUUUUAAGGAAAAGGUUCACAACUCCAAACUGGAUCAAGCACAAGGAGCCACGAGAAGUUCACAUGUUCGUUGAUCUAUUCCUGCAAGAGUUGGAAGCAGUAGGGAGUGAGGUUAAGCAGAUUCUAUCUCAAGGAGUAAGGAAGCAUCGUCGAUCUGAGAGCAACGGAAGUACUACUUCCUCUCUAAGUAAUUCAUUACGAGACGAUAAACUGCGACGUUCAAAUACACAACGAGCCAGGAGCCAGCUUUUGGAAACCCACCUAGCAAAAUUGUUUAAGCAGAAAGUUGAAAUCUUCACGAAAGUCGAGUUUACACGGGAGUCAGUUGUGACUACCAUUAUAAAACUGGGUCUCAAGAGCUUGCAAGAAUUCGUUCGCCUCCAGACUCUAAACCGGAGUGGAUUUCAGCAAAUUCAGUUGGACAUCCAGUUCCUAAGGACUCCUCUAAAGGAGCUAGCUGAAGACGAAGCUGCCAUUGACUUCUUGCUUGAUGAGGUAAUCGUUGGUGCUUCAGAUCGUUGCCUUGACCCUACUCCAUUGGAGCCACCGAUCCUGGACAAACUGAUACAUGCAAAGACGGCCGAAACCAAGGAGCAAAAUUCCAGUGUAGCUUCACCAACAAGCCAAUAACCAUUGUGAUCAACCAGUAUUAGGAAUUCAUUCUGCCUGCCUGUAGCUUGGUGGUGCUUAUGACUGAGACUUUUUUUCUUGGGGUCGCUACAGCCAGAAAGUUUUCCCUCUUAAAUCCUAUCAACCUUGUAAGAAAGUUUAUUGUAUUUAAGGAUAGUUGUACUUUAUUUUUCUUCCUGUUAUCGUGAAUCUCCUGGACUAUGUUGUGUGUCAUCUUGCUAUUUGAAGGAUUUAACAAUUGUGUGGUCUUCAAGGCUCAAGGGCAAGGCUGCAAUAACGAGUUUUUGCAAGCAAGGCAAACAAACUCAUGAUCAGUGAUCAAUUGAUCUCGAGUUCCGAGCAUUGCAUCACUUGUUCGUGCUAGUAGCUUCAGUUUGGUAUCUACUCUCUAGUUCGAUUCGAGCACGGUUAUUACUUGUUCUUGUUAGUGGCUCCAUCAUCAGC